AUGCCCAACAUUACAAUUUCCGACGACAAAAACGCUAAAGGGAAACAAUACUGUCUUCCUUAUGACAAUGAAACCAGUCAAAAUGGGUGCAAAGUAGGAAUCUUGGUUGAAUUAGACGAAAAUGUAUCUUCACCCAAACAAGAAAUAAAACCUGACAGAAUUUGUGGAGGCGCGGGAAUGGAAUCUAAAAAUUUUUAUGGAGAUGCGAGCGGAAGUAAUGAACACGAGGAGUCGAAUUGCACGCCAACACCUAAUAGAGUCUCGGAAUUCUUUAUCAAAUCGUCGACUCCUUUUUCGGCUCAAAAGUACUCACGAUUGGUGAACAAACUCUGGAGUUUGAACAUUGAUGUGGUUUUAACAGACAAUAUUGCAUCAACGGAACAUCUUCAGAAUAUAGAAGAAGAAUUAAAAAAUUUACAUGAGUUACAGUCGAACGAAUCGAACUCAAUUUGGGGACAAGAGAGUCCGGAAAGUUCGGACACUGAGAGUCACAGCACUUUUGGUCCUCCCGAAAUAAAGUUUAAUGUGAAUCGUUGUAUUAAUCAAGAGUUGGAUAUGUACUGGACGAAUCCUGACGGCUCGUCGAGCCCUUUGUCAAUUCCAGAUACACUUCCAAACCAGUACAAGUUUGGAGAAAAUAUUAUCAUUGAUGUGAUAGGAGAGGAUGGAUUAGGCUAUCCAGAAGAUAGGAAAACUGCAAACUACUUGCUGGAUCUAAUAAAACUACCAAAAAAAAGAUGGCUCUUAGGUUUCGCCAACAAAGCAGUAAAUGUCUUUGAUAAUUAUGAUAGCUUCAAAUGGAAAACUAUCGAGAUCAUCUUUAGACUCUUGUCAUCUCACACAGUAUUACGUAGUUCAAGUCUACGCAAGUCAGAAGACAUUACGCGAAUUAUGAAAGCAUUUGACGGUUGCCACUGGUCCGGCAAGACUAUAGGAUAUCUACGCUCGUAUGUGGAUUCGUUGGAUAAAUUAUUGGAUGUGCUUUACACUUUUGACGCGAUGUGCCGAUAUAAAAACUGUUAUGGUGCGAGACUUCCUGUUUUGGAGAUUACACGUUGCUUUGACGCUAUAACUAAAAACAUAGACAAUACUGAGAGAAUAUACGAACGCAGUAAAGCACAAGGUUUAUUACAGAUAGUUAGAUUGUAUCAACAGAGUUCGGGAUCAAUGGAACCAUAUUUUGCAUCGUUAUCCAAACCUCAGCUUAUAGUUCCGGAAUGGAUCAGGAAAAUACGUGAAAGUAAAACGUAUUUACCGAUUGUUCCAAUUUUUGGUGAACUUUUUGACGUGUUAUCAUUUUGCAAGAAGGCAACGUCAAUUGUUGAAGCACCAGAUCUCGAAGAUAUUACGUGGACAUUGGAAAUGGACGAUAUCUAUAAAUGUGUGCAUUAUUCCAAACUACGACAACAAUUUAUUGAACCGCUGAAGCAUCUGAUUCUCACUUGGCUCAAGUCUUUUACUAUAGAUGAGGAUAAUAGAUUCAAAAUGGGAAACAUUAAUCAAGUGUUCUAUCAAGAUGUUAGGUAUUACAACGCAAAUAUGCAUAAUAGUGGACAGUUAGUUAUAUACUUCAAAUUCCAACCGAACCAGCCAAUUGAUUGGACUCUCGGGAAAAACCUUUUGCCAGGAUCCUUUGUUAUUUUGGCAAAGAUUAGCGAUGGUAGAUUUCCCAAAGAGACUAAUUUUCCGGUCAAAGAAGAUUCAAUAAUCUUUGGAGUCGUGAAGGAAUUCAAUCUGAAAGAUCUGAUGGCAACUGAUUCAAAAGAUUCGAUCGUCGGACUGCAUUUUCAUCAAGAUCAAUUAUCGAAAUUAGAUAUUAAUACGAGUUAUGCCAUGUUUGCAUCAAAUGUUUAUUAUCCAAUGAUUCGAGCGAGUCUUGAAUGGUUGCGAGAUGACAAGACAUUAACAAAUUCGUUUAGAUUGGGUCGAGAAAUCCUUACCUGUCCAUCAACAAGCUCAUCGCCAAAUUAUUUAAUUGAUGCUAAAGUAGAUUUGAGACGGAUCUUGAAGCAAGAGAUCAAAACUUCAAAGGUUUUUGCAACAGGCACAUGGCCAGCAUGUUCUGAUUCUCGAAGUUCACCGUAUAGAAUUGAUUCAUCCGAGGUGGGAGCUUUAAAGCAGCUCUUUAUGAACAAAAUCUCUGUUACUAUUACUCCUAUCGGCACGUGCCAAAUAGAAUUUUUGGUGAAUUCUAUCAACCUAAUUAUUCAAAUCCGAAAAACUCGAGGUUUUUUCGAACCAAUAAUACUUAUUACCAGAACUUCUCGCAUCUUAGACAGCAUCCUUGAAAAAGUUAAGCCUUUUAUUACGGGACUUACUCGUUGUGGGCAAAGCAAUUGUCCUGACAGUUUAAGAAGUCGAGAGAUUAAUACUCUGUUGCAGCAAGUUUAUGUAAGAGAUUCCGAGUACAUUAAAAUUCUUGUUAAAACAAAAGCCGACUUGAAAAGAUUAAAAAAGAGAUUAGAAGCCUUGCAAGAUAAAAGAAAUUUCGCGUUAAGUGAUGCUGCUUUCCUUAAUAAUGCUCCUCUCGUGGCCCGGCAGCAGCUUGGAACGCAAGAUCUUUUGGCAGCUUGGUUACGUGGAUCCAAUAAACAAGAAACUCUGCAAGGUUUUCAAGACGAUACAAUUGGUGAUCCGUCACUUGCAAUGGUGGAAUUUGCCACUCUUCAGGAACGACAGUUCGAUGAAAUGAACAUUAUAUCUAAUCCAGAGUAUAAUGGUGAACGUCACCAAAGGACUAAGCGGAUUUCAAAUUAUUAUACGAGUAAAAUUAAUCAAAUGUGGAAUGAAUUUUUAAUUUCUGAUAGAGAGAGUAAUAUUUGGAAUUGGGCUAAGCAGAAACGACAAAAACUACGCCGUGCUUAUGCAAACGUCAUGUCCGAUUACAUGGGUAAUGAGAUUGAAAAAACUUUUGACGAGAUCGCUAAUUUAGAAAGUGCCCUUGAAGAUAUUUAUGCUUUUCGAUGGCGUGCAAUUGCAGGUUACUCCCCUUUGGUAGGGAUGACGAUCGCUUAUGCCUCUAAGCAUCGCAAUCUUGUUAAUGAACUCAAAUCUCGAGUUAUUUUAGUUGCCGAAGCAUCUGAAAUACCAGAAGCCUCACUUGUCCCUUAUUUAUCCUCGAAUAAUCUGGAGCACCUUAUACUAAUCGAUGAUUAUGUUGCCGAUAAAUCCAAGCCCAUUCAACAGAGAACAACCACUGAUCAAAACAACAUUUCACUUUUCGAAAGAUGGAUAAAAAGUGGCGCGUCGCAUCAAAUUCUGUCACGACAAUUUAAGAUCCGUCCAGAAAUAUAUGACGUGAUUCGUGAUUUGUAUAAGUUUUCGAGUUCCGCGCCAAAUGGAUCCACCACCAUGACAACUAUCAUGGAUAGUCCAGAACUAGAAAAUAUCCCGAAUAUACUGGGAGUAUCAUCAAAUAUCCGAUUCAUCACCCACUAUGAAUUUGAUAGUUCUGAAAAAGAACAAUUCAGCAUGGUUAAUCAUUUUGAGGCUGAAUAUGUGGCACGUUUUGCAUUAUAUUUGUCACAACAAAAUAAUCGAAUAACCGAAAACAUUACGAUAUUAACCCCGUAUUCGGCACAAAAGCAGUUGAUCUGGAGCAAAUUGGAUCCUAGUCUAAAGCAAGCUAUUAAACUAGAUGAAGAGAUUUUCGAGAAGAUUCUCGUCGAAACAAUUGAUAAUUUCGAAGGCAAACAAUCGCAUAUUAUUUUACUUUCACUUACUUCACCGUCUCCUCAACAUGUCGAAGAAUGGCUGAAUUACGUUGGUGCGAGUAAACGCAUUAAACACGCCAUGUCGAGUGCUUUAUAUGGACUGUACAUUUUAGGCAAUGGAUUUGCGUUGAUGGAGAGUCCUGCUUGGAAUCAAAUAAUAAAAAGCUUACAAGACAAAGGCAAUUAUGGUGACUCUCUUUUCACUACUUGUAAACGCCAUCCAAAAUAUAAUCCAGAAAUUAGAUUAGCAUCCGAUUUUGAUAAAUAUGUGCCAGAUGGUGGUUGCUUAGAACAAUGUCAAUAUCUACUUCCAUGCGGACAUAAUAACUGCCCGUUAAAUUGCCAUCCGAUCGAUCAUGCUCAUUUAUGCCGGCAGAAGCUUAUAUGUAGAAGCGAUUGUUUAAGAGAUCGUCCACCAAAAUGCACACAUAGAUGUCCACGUCUAUGCUAUCAAUGCAAGCAGAAAGGUCAAUGUCCACCGUGCAAGGCACUAGUAGCCCUAACCUUACCAUGUGGCCACAUUACAAAAGUUCCAUGCGCAGAAGUACCCGACGACAUUACACAAUUGAACGGCGGUCCGAAACAAGCGCUCGAUGAUUCGUGCCACGAAGCGAUAAAAUAUACGGCGCCGUGUAAACACGAAGUGCAAACGAUUUGCGGAUCCCGUGAAAAGACGAUUUGUAUGUUUACUUGCGAGGUGAUACUUUCUUGUGGUCACAGGUGUAAAAAGUACUGCGCGGAGAGCCAUAGGCAUCAUCCGGGUGGAUGUGACUCCUGUGUGUUUGCCAGAAGGAAAAGACUACGAAAUCAUUUUUGA
This is a messenger RNA of Ambispora gerdemannii, 4530 nucleotides long. NCBI's taxonomy places the organism in Eukaryota, Fungi, Glomeromycota, Glomeromycetes, Archaeosporales, Ambisporaceae. The record is from the annotation of a GenBank genome assembly.